AUGAUGUGUUCAUCUCCUCCUUCCCAUACCGACCAGCGAGUCUGCACUUCACCCUCUGAUAGAGCAACGAGGUUGGAGGACAUAGUGCAGAGGAUGCCUGGCACUCUGAGGGGAGUCGAGCCAGCUGCCGACUAUGUGACGGGCCGACUAGUCCAGCUGAAGCCUUUGAUUACCACCAGCAGAAUGCUAUGGUCGGCAGCACACAUCACUGAGGAUAUCUCUCCAGCUGAGGAGCUCUCGAGCUGUUGUUCAUCGUCAUCAUCGUCCUCCUGCUCCUCCUGCUCCUCGGAAGACAGUGAUGACUCUUCGUACAACGGCCAACAGUCCAAGAGGGACUCACUCGAGGGCGGUAAGGUCUCGUGUAGUACUUCCUCUUGUGAGGACCACGUUGUUAGUGUUAGCAGAGCCAGGAGGCCCCCACCGAAGCGUGUACGUGUGAUAGAAGGUCUUCCUCCAUUUUCUCUCAAGGGCUACCGACUGAGACUGUCCCACCAGCGUCUCGGAGCGCUCGUCAAUGGUCAUGCCUUCAACCGAUUUGACUCUACUUGUAGAAUAUUCAGAUCCCCGAAAAGUCACAGAGACUUUAUCGUUUUACCAGAGUUCCUCUCUGCAUCGGAGAUAGCGCUUGUCGUCGGCGCUGCUACUCAUGCUUCUGUUGAGAAGAUAGAGGACCGUAAAGCUAACCUUGAGUACAAGCAUAUAGCCUAUCGGGUCGAGGUCCAAAUGAGGCUAUUGCAGCCCGGCCUGUACUUGAAGAUUUUGGCGGCGAGUAAAUACGCGUCUGAUCAGCUCUGGGGUGUUUUGGAUGAGUACGAGCACUCCUAUCCAGAGAUGGAGUACAUAGUCUAUGACACGAGCAUAGGAGACGGCACGAUAGAAAAGCAUGUGGACAACUACUCUCUGGUGACUCUUGUGUGCAUGUUGUCUACUCCUGGCACUGACUUCACUGGUGGUCUCAACUGUUUCAAGUGUUCUAAGGAGGAAAGGUAUAAGGUCUUCCACAAGCUGGAUGUCCUUGCCUAUGUAGAGAGCGUUCAUGUCGGGUACAACCCUGGUAGGGCUCGGACGGAGACGGCUAGACGGCUGAUCAUGCAUAUGCAGAGUGACAAGAUAAAGAGGAAGUUCCCUCAGCUGAAGACUUCGUAUGAGCUUUAUGGCUAUGAUACGCCAGCGAGGGCCCAUUUCAAGAUGCAAGAUGGUAUGGACUACGAGUUCCCUAUCGAACAGUACACGUUAGAUGAAGUCCAAGCAGAGAUCCAUAAGUCCCAGUUUAAAUGUGUAUCCACGGAGAAGGAAGCUCAUGGAGAACCCAACACGACUUCACCACCUAACAACGAUGAAGUUGUGAAGGGUGGCUCAGCUGAAAGUGUAGCCAGUGUGUUCGGGCAGUGGACUAAUUGCCGUCGGUGCCACAAGCUUACUGUGGCUGGGGGAGGUCCUCUCAAGGCGUCUGGUUUGCGUCUUGUGAUAACGACUGGUAGAGAUGGCUCUAACCUGUUCAUGAAACAGCGUGAGCCCGGUGUCGUGGUUUCAAGUUCAUUGCCGACUGCGAUGCUGCCUGAGGAUCCAACGCCGCUCUGUCUGCCCCCAACCUUUGCCAGCUUGAAGGCCCACGACGGCGAAACUAGUGGGGGCCUCGGUCGUGCAUGCGGCAGAGGUCAUCGUGAAGAAGAGGAAGUGUCAUUACGGGAUGAACAGGAUGGUGAUAACGAUGAUGAUAUCAGCGACGAUGAGUGUCUCUCGGAGCUCUCGGACGAAUCGGAUUGUUCAUCAGAUAGCAGUGACUCGUCUUGCGAGUCUGACUGUUUUGAUGAUGAAGAUGAUGAUGACUUUGAUGAUGAGGAUAUCAUUAUAGAGCUGGGGGACACCACACAUAACACUGGGGAGGAAGGUCCUAGGUUAUUCACUUCUGUGGGUCAUGGUGACUCUUGGGGUGACAGAGUCAUGGCUACUACUGACGGUGCUGCUACUGCUGCUAUUGCUUUAUGA
Messenger RNA from Perkinsus marinus ATCC 50983, 1989 nucleotides. RefSeq lists its product as hypothetical. The record is from RefSeq and is a predicted model, not a curated record. Lineage: Eukaryota; Perkinsozoa; Perkinsida; Perkinsidae. The coding region runs from base 1 to 1989 and encodes 662 amino acids. The transcript is spliced from 12 exons.